AAAAACUGAGAUUGAUCAGGUUGCUGGACGCUUUCGCAUUCACAGGAGUCCUUUUGUCUUUGGACAUGACUGAUUGGUGCUGACACGCUUUCUAAGGCUGCUUUUAUUGCGGGACUGGGAACGAUGAUAAGCUCCUCUGGAUGCACCAUGCCAUUGUUUCUUUGGCUCACAUUUGUGCUCUUCUACUCAGGAUCAGUGUUUGGCAGAGCCUGGGAGUACUAUGUAUCGAGGUGGGAUCAUAAUUAACCCGGAGUUUAGCCAUGGCACCGCUGGAUGGGCCAUGUUUGGGAAAGGAGCGAUUGAAGUACGCUUAUCACGUACCAAGAACAGUUUCAUGGUGGCGCAUAACAGGAAACGUCCCAUGGAUAGUUUCUCUCAGAAAGUUCGACUCGAGAAGGGCAAGUUCUAUGCAUUCUCAGCUUGGAUACAAGUCAAUGAAGGAAGCGAGACAGUAUCAGUGAUAUUUGGAACUGGAGAUGGCGAGUUCGUCCCUGGAGGCAGCAUCGUGGCAGAGCAAGGGUGCUGGUCUUUGCUAAAAGGAGGCAUCGCUGCGAAUUCUUCGAGCACCGUCGAUGUUCUUUUCGAGAGCAAGAAUACCUCGAAGGAAAUAUGGGUCGACAAUGUUGCCUUGCAGCCAUUCUCGAAGAAGCAAUGGAGGUUUCACCAAGACGAAAGAAUAGAGAAGGUACGGAAAAGCAGAGUGAGGUUCCAGAUAACUUAUGCGAAUAAAAGAAGGAUCGGAGUCAGAGGAGCCAAAGUUUUUGUCAAACAAACCAAGCCGGGCUUCCCAUUCGGGUGCGGUAUGAACUUCCACAUCCUCGAGAGCACCGAUUAUCAAAACUGGUUCGCUUCAAGGUUCAGGUUCACCACUUUCACCAACGCAAUGAAGUGGUACAGCACAGAGGAGAAACAAGGCCAAGAGAACUACACGAUAGCCGACGCGAUGGUGAAGUUCGCACAAGACAACGACAUUUCGAUCCGAGGCCACAAUGUUUUCUGGGACGAUCCCAAGUACCAGCCCGAUUGGGUCAAGACCCUUUCGCCCGAGGAUUUGCGAAUAGCAGCGGAGAGGAGGAUCAAUUCGGUCGUCUCAAGAUACGCAGGAGAACUGAUUGCUUGGGAUGUGGUCAAUGAGAACCUGCACUUCAGGUUCUUCGAGGACAACCUUGGAGAAAACGCUUCCUCGAUAUAUUACUCGACCGCAUACAAACUGGAUCCAACCCCGAGAAUGUUCUUGAACGAGUACAACACCAUCGAGUACUGUGGGGACGAGAAGGUGAGCCCGGGGAACUACAUAAAGAGGCUGGAGGAGAUAUUUUGCUACCCCGGGAACGAAGAUAUCCCACCAGGAAUAGGAGUGCAAGGCCAUUUUGGCCCUGGCCAGCCAAAUUUGGCGUACAUGAGAUCAAGCCUGGAGAUUCUGGCCACAACUGGUGUGCCCAUUUGGCUCACAGAAGUGUCUGUAGAACCAGGAGUUAACCAGGCUCAGUACCUGGAGGAGAUCCUAAGGGAGGCUUAUUCCCAUCCUGCUGUGGAAGGGAUCAUAAUGUUUGCGGGCCCCGCAUAUGCCGGCUUCAAUACCACGGCUCUCGCGGACAUAAACUUCAACAACACGCCGGCUGGGGACGUCGUGGACAACCUGAUCGAGGAAUGGAAAUGCCGCGAUAUCGAAGCCUGCACAGACGGGGGAGGGUUCUUCAGCACUUCACUACUCCAUGGAGACUAUGAGAUCACUCUAAUUGACCCAGCUACAAAUUGCUCUUCCACUUCAAGAUUUGAAGUGACCAGAGAUAGCUCAGGGAGAACUUUCCAUUUUCAGAUUGGAUAAUAGCCAGCUGAAGGCUCCUAUAGAUAUCUGAGGAUAGUGUUUGAUGGUUGACUGAUAACAAUUAAUUAAGAUUAAUUAAGGAGGGAUAAAAACAAAAGGGCCCAAUAAUACAUUGAGUGUAAUUAUGACCUAGAAGAUCAUGCUUAUUGCUGACAUUUAAGUGAUUUUUGCACCUUCUUGAGAUGGGGAAAAUUUCCUUUAAAAGCAUGUAAAUAAUGGCGGGUCGUCUCUGGCGA
Syzygium oleosum is the source of this 2064-nucleotide messenger RNA. RefSeq names its product endo-1,4-beta-xylanase 5-like. Bases 221 to 1828 code for a protein of 535 amino acids. Gene Ontology annotation, biological process: carbohydrate metabolic process. The record is from RefSeq and is a predicted model, not a curated record. The transcript is spliced from 6 exons. Gene Ontology annotation, molecular function: hydrolase activity, hydrolyzing O-glycosyl compounds. NCBI's taxonomy places the organism in Eukaryota, Viridiplantae, Streptophyta, Magnoliopsida, Myrtales, Myrtaceae.